Messenger RNA from Aspergillus versicolor CBS 583.65, 5167 nucleotides. Its product is annotated as pleiotropic drug resistance family ABC transporter. The transcript has 6 exons. Gene Ontology annotation, cellular component: membrane. NCBI's taxonomy places the organism in Eukaryota, Fungi, Ascomycota, Eurotiomycetes, Eurotiales, Aspergillaceae. Gene Ontology annotation, molecular function: ATP hydrolysis activity; ATP binding; ABC-type transporter activity. The record is from RefSeq and is a predicted model, not a curated record. Gene Ontology annotation, biological process: transmembrane transport. Bases 374 to 4900 code for a protein of 1508 amino acids.
GGAAAGCAACACAGCGGCACCCGUUUGGUCAGAUCCGCUGGUUGUCCCGGGCCCAGACUUUGGCGUUGGCACUAAAUUUCUGCUCUUUUCGCCUGAAUCGCUUUAUUUAUGGCUUAUCGCCAGCCUGCUCGCGAUUCUCCUGAAGUCCUUAAGUCCGGGUAUUCGUCGAUCUGGUUGCAGAGAGGUUGAUCGCGCCUUUUCUUCACCUUCUCCCUCUUUUCCUCUAUACUCACUUCCUCCCCGGAGUAUACCCGACCCAACCUACUCCUUACCACCAAUUAUCUCUUGUUUGCGAUUAUUUCCCCACCACGCCUCUUGGGCAUCCCUGAGUUCGCCGUUACCCUGAGACUGGUUGUCUCUACCACCAGCAACCAUGUCGUCUUUUCUGGGAACCCUCAAUGCUAGCAUCAGCCCUUCCCAGGGAGUGGAAUCUCGGGGAACAGAGCACCACGGCAAUGCGGCCUCGGAAAUUGAAGAGGCCGUGAACGUUGAUUCCCAUCCGGCGCCCACUGGAGAGAAACGGGCCUCCAGCUCAAGCAGCAUACUCAGCUCCACCGAAACAGCGAGGGAAAAGGAGGAGCACAACUAUGAAGAGGAUGCCGAGGAGGAAAUCACUCGUCUGGCCCAGCAGCUCACGCACCAGUCAACAAAGUACUCCACCCACAACAUCGAGAACCCGUUUAUCGACAUCAGCGAGGAAUCGUCACUCAACCCUCACAACCCCAACUUCAAGGCGAAGAACUGGAUGAAGAAUAUCCUGGCUCUGUCCUCGCGCGAGCCCGAGAAGUACCCGUCACGCCAUGCCGGCGUCUCGUUUCGCAACCUUAGUGUCCACGGAUUUGGUAGCCCGACGGAUUACCAGAAGGAUGUUUUCAACUCGGUGCUCCAAAUCGGAGGUCUAGUUCGCUCUCUCAUGGGAUCUGGGAAGCAGAAGAUCGAUAUUCUUCGCAACUUCGACGGUCUGGUCAAAUCCGGGGAGAUGCUUGUCGUCCUCGGCCGACCUGGAAGUGGUUGCUCUACUUUCCUCAAGACCAUUGCUGGUGAAAUGAAUGGUAUCUACAUGGACAAGGAGUCCGAACUCAACUACCAGGGUAUCCCGGCGAAGCAGAUGCGAAAGCAGUUCCGAGGUGAAGCCAUCUAUACCGCCGAGACCGACGUUCACUUCCCUCAGCUGUCUGUUGGCGACACCUUGAAAUUCGCUGCCUUGGCUCGUUGCCCCCGGAACCGCCUUCCCGGCGUCUCCAAGGACCAGUAUGCCGUCCACAUGCGAGACGUCGUAAUGGCCAUGUUGGGUCUGUCCCACACGAUCAACACGCGCGUUGGGAACGAUUUCGUGCGCGGUGUCAGUGGUGGCGAGCGGAAGCGUGUCAGUAUCGCAGAGGCAACCCUGAGUGGAAGUCCCCUGCAAUGCUGGGAUAACAGUACACGUGGUUUGGAUAGCGCCAACGCUUUGGAGUUCUGCCGUACUCUCAAUCUGAUGGCCAAAUACUCCGGCACAACUGUGGCCGUCGCUAUCUACCAAGCCUCGCAGAGCGCUUACGAUGUCUUUGACAAAGUCACCGUCUUGUAUGAGGGAAGACAGAUCUACUUCGGUCGAACGGACGAGGCGAAACAGUUCUUCGUCGACAUGGGAUUCGAAUGCCCAGAGCGCCAGACGACCGCUGAUUUCCUGACUUCUCUUACCAGCCCUGCUGAGCGAAUCGUGAGGAAGGGCUUCGAGGGUCGCGUGCCUGAAACACCCGAUCAAUUCGCGACCGCCUGGAAGAACAGUACCGCUUAUGCACAGCUUAUGCAGGACAUCCAAGAGUAUAACCAGGAAUUUCCUCUUGGUGGCGAAUCCGUCAACAAGUUUAUUGAAUCCCGCAAGGCUAUGCAGUCUAAGAGCCAACGUGUCGGGUCUCCAUACACCAUGUCCCUUGUUGAGCAGGUUAACCUGUGUAUGAUCCGUGGCUUCCAGCGUCUUAAGGGUGAUGCCAGUUUGACCCUGAGUCAGUUGAUCGGAAACUUCGCCAUGGCUUUGAUUAUUGGUAGUGUCUUCUACAACCUUGUAGAAGAUACCAGUAGCUUCUACUCACGUGGAGCCCUGCUCUUCUUUGCCGUCCUGCUCAACGCCUUUGGUAGUGCUCUCGAGAUUCUGACCCUUUAUGCACAACGUCCCAUCGUCGAAAAACAGGCUCGUUAUGCCAUGUACCAUCCAUUUGCUGAGGCCGUCGCCUCUAUGCUUUGUGAUAUGCCCUACAAACUUCUCAAUGCUAUCACUUUCAACAUUCCGCUCUAUUUCAUGACGAAUCUCCGUCGCGAGCCGGGGGCGUUCUUUAUCUUCCUACUUUUUUCAUUCGUGACAACCUUGACCAUGUCUAUGCUGUUCCGUACUAUGGCUGCCACGUCCCGAACUCUCUCCCAAGCCCUGGUUCCGGCUGCGAUUCUUAUUCUCGGCCUUGUCAUCUACACCGGUUUCACUAUCCCCACUAGGAAUAUGCUGGGUUGGUCCCGCUGGAUGAACUAUAUCAACCCGAUUGCCUACGGAUUCGAAAGUUUGAUGGUGAACGAGUUCCACGGCCGAUCAUUCCCCUGUGACCCAAAGGCUGGCUUCGUUCCCAUGGGUAGCCCCGCCUACUCAAACUUGGCAAACCAAGUCUGUGCCGUCGUGGGCGCAGUGCCUGGCGUACGGGAUGUCGACGGUACUGAAUACCUAGGCCAGAGUUUCCAGUACUUCCAGAGCCACAAGUGGCGCAACCUGGGUAUCAUGUUUGCUUUCAUGGCUUUCUUCCUAUUCACCUACUUGACCGCCACCGAGUAUAUUUCCGAGGCCAAGUCCAAAGGUGAGGUCCUACUCUUCCGUCGCGGCCACACGGCCCCUUCCAGCAGCGACGUCGAGACCAGCAGCCCGGUGACGGCCGGUGAGAAAGUGGAUCAGUCGACCCAGGACGUUGCCAACAUUCAAAAGCAGACCGCCAUCUUCCACUGGAAGGACGUUUGCUAUGACAUCAAGAUCAAGAACGAACCGAGACGCAUUCUGGACAAUGUCGAUGGAUGGGUGAAACCUGGUACUUGCACUGCUUUGAUGGGUGUCUCUGGUGCUGGUAAAACUACGCUUCUGGAUGUGCUCGCAACUCGUGUAACCAUGGGUGUUGUCAGCGGUGAAAUGUUGGUCGACGGACGGCCUCGCGACCAGUCUUUCCAGCGUAAAACAGGUUACGUACAGCAACAGGAUCUUCACCUUCACACCAGUACGGUGCGUGAGGCACUGAGCUUUAGCGCUCUGCUUCGUCAACCAGCCAGCACACCCCGUCAGGAGAAACUUGACUAUGUCGAAGAGGUGAUCAAGCUUCUCGGUAUGGAAGCCUAUGCGGAUGCCGUUGUCGGUGUGCCCGGUGAAGGUCUCAAUGUGGAACAGAGAAAGCGUCUUACAAUCGGAGUCGAGCUUGCUGCUAAGCCGCAACUGCUCCUCUUCCUUGACGAACCCACCUCCGGUCUUGACAGUCAAACUUCUUGGUCUAUCCUCGACCUGAUCGACACGCUCACGCAGCACGGCCAGGCUAUCCUUUGCACUAUUCACCAGCCCUCUGCUAUGCUCUUCCAACGUUUUGACCGCCUGUUGUUCCUUGCCAAGGGUGGUAAGACGGUAUAUUUCGGUGAUAUCGGUGACAAGUCGUCUACUCUGUCUAAUUACUUCGAGAGGAACGGGGCUCCUAAGCUUCCUGCCGAUGCCAACCCUGCCGAAUGGAUGCUUGAGGUCAUUGGCGCCGCACCCGGAUCCCACAGUGAUAUUGACUGGCCCGUUGUGUGGCGUGACAGCCCGGAACGUCAAGCUGUGCACCAACAUCUUGCCGAAUUGAAGGAAACUCUCUCGCAGAACACCACCGAGACAUCUCAAGCUGACGCGUCCGAUUACAAUGAAUUUGCUGCCCCUUUCCCCGUUCAGCUUUGGGAAUGUCUUGUCCGUGUCUUCUCCCAGUACUGGCGCAGCCCUAUCUACAUCUACUCCAAGACGGCACUGAGCAUCCUGACUGCACUCUACAUUGGUUUCUCGUUCUUCCAAGCGCAGAACACCAAGCAGGGUCUUCAAAACCAGAUGUUCAGUAUCUUCAUGUUGAUGACUAUUUUCGGUAACCUUGUCCAACAGAUCAUGCCUAACUUCUGCACGCAGCGUGCCUUGUAUGAGGCUCGUGAGCGGCCAUCCAAGGCUUACUCCUGGAAGGCAUUCAUGGCAGCUAAUAUCCUUGUUGAGCUCCCAUGGAACUCACUGAUGGCCGUGCUUAUCUAUGUCUGCUGGUACUACCCUAUUGGACUCUACCGGAACGCUGAACCAACCGACGCCGUCCACGAACGUGGCGCACUCAUGUUCCUGCUUAUCCUCACCUUCCUCCUCUUCACCUCCACCUUCGCCCACAUGAUGAUCGCCGGUAUUGAACUCGCAGAAACAGGUGGUAACCUUGCCAACUUGCUCUUCUCCCUCUGCUUGGUCUUCUGUGGUGUCCUCGCCGGCCCUGACGUUCUCCCCGGUUUCUGGAUCUUCAUGUACCGCGUUUCCCCAUUCACCUAUCUCGUCUCAGCCAUGUUGUCCACCGGUGUCUCCGGCACAGACGCCACCUGCGAAGCCGUCGAAUACAUCAAAAUCAUCCCGCCCUCCAACAUGACCUGCCAGGAAUACAUGGGAGACUACAUCGACGCCGUCAAGGGUGGAUUUUUUCAAGACCCCAACGCCACUGGCGAGUGCUCUUUCUGCCAGAUCUCCAGCACCGAUACUUUCUUGAUGAGUGUCAAGAGUUACUACAGUGACGCAUGGCGCAACUUCGGCCUGAUGUGGGUGUACAUCGUCUUCAACAUCUUCGCUGCGGUCUUCAUUUACUGGCUUGCUCGUGUGCCCAAGGGCAGCAAGAACAAGGGAUCUGCUUAGACCUUUUUUCCCCCAUUGUCUUUUUUGAAAAUUUGCGUAAUUUUGCAAGGGUCGGUUUUUUUUUUUGCAUAUUGUCAAUAUACCUUACACACCAUACAUAAUAGACUAGAGAAGACCAUCUUCAUUCAUACUGGAGGCUACUUGCUCUCUCCUACUCGCUGCGCCUGCCUUACCUACAAUACCUACCGGCCAGUCUACCCAUUCUAUUCUACUUGGAUAGAUGGAUGGAUAGACUAGCCGCUCUCUUCCUGACGGUCCUCUUUUUUU